CGUCAUCCGCCAUAACGUUGUUAGUGCGUGAAAGUGAGAUCGUUUUGUGAAUUGUUAAAGAAAAUAGUGAUUAUAUUGUGAUAUUUUUGUUGUAAAAGUGUUUAAUGUGUUAACGAAGAUGACCGAGUGGUACAGAAUGAAGACAGGCUUCAUUAACAAGCACGAUUCAUCGGAAUUGUCUGCUGAAACUUCGUGUGAAAUGUCAGACUCUUUCAAUAUAUUUUCGGACAAUUUGAGUCCGAUUCCAUCGUCAAUAGUACCGAGGAAAUUGGAUUUUAGUAGCUUGGAUGACGACGACGGCAUGAGGGAUGCAUUGCCGGCUCCAGUUUCACACAGCCCUCCGUAUAAAAGAGUUAGGGCUCUCAGAUUAUUCGACAGUCCUCACACUCCAAAGACCCUUCUAGAGAAGUGUUCGACGCCAUCACACCAUCCGCCGCGAUCACGGCUAUUUCCACCCAAAUUAAAUGCGCAGUCGGGCAUGCCAUCAGGGUCCAGCCACCACUUGCACCCGCCGUCAGGAGACGAGGACAGUGCUCUCGGCAGCCUCCCCCCCGACGAGCUGGACGAGUCCAGGGUCACCAGGCGCCAGGUCGCCAAUAUUAACCCCUUCACGCCUGAUGGUCAAGCACUGAAUAAGAAGAAGCGAGCGUUAUCCAAAACACCGACAUGGGGCGACGCCACGCCCGAACAGCCUGCCAAGCGACUUAGGGAAUCAAACAUAUCCCGCUACAACAUCGAGUUCAUUGAACUCGGGGUCAUCGGCCGCGGCGAGUUCGGUCGCGUGACGCGCUGCGUCAACAAGCUGGACGGCUGCGUGUAUGCGCUCAAGCGGUCCCUGCGCCCAGUGGCCGGCUCGGCCGCCGAGCGGGCCGCCCUCACCGAGGUGUACGCGCAUGCGGCGCUGGGGAAACAUCCUCAUGUUGUGAGAUACUACUCAGCAUGGGCGGAAGAUGAUCACAUGAUAAUUCAGAACGAGUACUGCGACGGAGGCUCGCUGCAGCAGAAGAUGGAGAACGGACCACUCUCCGAACCCGAGCUGCUGUUACUGCUGGCUCAUAUUGCUGAUGGAUUAGCUUAUAUCCACUCGCUCCAAUUAGUCCACAUGGAUGUGAAACCGGGUAAUAUCUUCAUAUGCAGCGGAGAAGGUCAGCCCUCGCACGACUCUGAUGAUGGUUAUGAUGAUGAAGAGGUUCUGUACCAUCAUAAGUAUAAGAUUGGAGACCUCGGCCACGUGACAUGCGUAUCAUCCCCAUCAGUAGAAGAAGGUGAUUGUCGUUACCUCCCCAAAGAAGUUCUACAGGAAGACUUGACGCAGCUCACGAAGGCCGAUAUAUUUGCUUUUGGUCUAACACUAUUCGAGGCGGGCGGUGGCGGUGCUUUGCCUAAGAAUGGGCAACAAUGGCAUGACUACAGAGACGGCAAGCUGCCAGAGUUGCCCAACCUCUCUAGAGAGUUUAACCAGCUGCUACGAAAAAUGGUAGACCCCGAUCCGUCCGUCCGUCCGUCAGCGGCCCGCCUCCGCCGCCACCCGCUACUGCACCCCGCCGGCAACAAGACCAAGACACAACUACGCAGGGAGCUGGCCGCCGCCAAGAUGAAGAACGAACUCCUUGCUAGGAAGCUGCAGGAGGCUGCUAGAUGCAUAAAAUCGUUAACGCCGAACUUAGUAGCUAAUCAGGAAUCAGCGAAAUUUCGCACUCGAUCCGCGAAAAGACUGCAGAAGCCUCGAGUAGACACACACAUUGCCGAAAUGAUACAAUCAGUAACAUCGCCCAUUAGAAUAGACCGGACUUUCAGAAGAACGAAAAAGGUAUAAUAUAUUUCUCUAAAAAGUUUGUAGUUUUUUCAAAUGUCGCCUCUAUGGAGAUUUUCUUAAUCCAUGUCCGUUUAUGUCAAAGUGAGAUGACGUUUUGACGGUAAUGUCAAAAUGUGAUGACAUUAUUGACAGUGAUGUCAAAAUGUGUUGACGUUUUGACGGUAAUGUCAAAAUGGGUUUCGUAUGUUGUAAGCUUAAAAAAUGGGCUAAGAAAUAUUCUUAAUAAUAUACUGCUAGUUUCCGCUAGCGGUUUCGCCCGCUUUGUGAGGGAACUUCUUCGUGCAUCGGGAUAAAAAGUAGCCUAUGUGUUAUUCUGAUAUGUAGCUAUAUUACUGCUAAGUUUUAUCGAAUUCCAUUCAAUAGUUUUUGCGUGAAAAAAUAACAAACAUCCAUACAUAACUUUGUCAUUUUCAAAAUUUUAACUCUUAGUCCAUUUUUUAUGUUUACUUUAUACGAAAUUACGGUUAAAAAUGAAGUUGUUUUAACUAAUAAAAGGCCAGUCCUAUUUAUUAUUAUCAACUUAAUAUAUUAAGUGGAAAAUGUCGCGUCUAUAAUAUUAAUCUUUGUCCAGUAAAUAUGAUUUUUAAUAAUAAUUACUGUCGCGUCUAUAUUAAGAAGAAAGUUAAUUUUUGUUCCAUAAUUUUUUAGGUACCAUUUUGAUUUUUUGACCAGGUGAUCACAUAUUUUAUCUGUAGUAUGUGAAAAAAAUACUAUUCACAUAAAUAGUAUAGAUUUUCAUAAAUUAAAACAUACUGAUUUUGACUAACAUAUGAUAUCUACAUAAUAUAUUUUUACUAUACUUUGCCUAAUACCUUUAAAUGUUGCCCUAAACAUAUACUUAUUAAUAUUUUUUCUACAUUUAAGCGACUUCACAACACAAUUCGACUUUGAUUCGAAGUCGAAAUUUUAAAAUCGUAGUUUCAUAACACUAUACUUAAUUUUUGCAAAUGGCUGCGAGAUACGAUAAUAUUUUUUAAAGUAAAAUCGGCAGAAAUGUUGGGUAUAAUUUCAAACAUUUGAUGAAUAUUUCAAAUGUUUGAAAU
Molecule: messenger RNA, 2859 nt
Organism: Helicoverpa zea (corn earworm)
Lineage: Eukaryota; Metazoa; Arthropoda; Insecta; Lepidoptera; Noctuidae
Product: wee1-like protein kinase
Exons: 11
Coding region: 119-1816 (565 amino acids)
Biological process (GO): mitotic cell cycle; protein phosphorylation
Cellular component (GO): nucleus
Molecular function (GO): ATP binding; magnesium ion binding; non-membrane spanning protein tyrosine kinase activity
Source: RefSeq, a predicted model, not a curated record